GACUCGGCACAGUGCCCAGCGGAAGCAGCGCAAGACCGACGCCAGCGCAUACGUGGCGCUGAUCCGUAUAUGUGUGUGCGUGUUGGUGUGCGUGAUUGUGUGUAACACAUAGCUUUCCCGUCGUAGUCUGUCUGCCUGAACAGCUACCGAUUGAACAUUAAGGGCUAGGAGAAACAGCCGUGUGUUUGCGAUUACUGUGUGCAUCAGUCGUGUUCGUCGUGAUUGAAAUAAGCGCGUCGCGCAACACUCGGACAAGUGAACAUUGCUGAUCUGCCGCUGCGAUGACGUCAUCGGCAGACGACACGCUCGUCAUCGGAUCCGACUCGUUCUGGGAGGUCGGUCAGUACCGGCGGACGGUCAAGAGAGUGGACGACGGUUACGCGUUGUCCAAGGAGUUGAUUCAGAUGAUCAAGGACAGGUGUGACAUUGAGACGAAGUACGCGCACAUGCUGAAGAAGCACUCCGAGGAAUGGCGCAAGAAACUGGACAGCGGUCCUGUGUAUGGCACAUUGAAGUCUGCAUGGGUGGGGGCACUGAGUGAAGCUGACCAGGAGCACGACGUUCACAUGGAGGUGAAGGAUCGACUCAUCGAGCAAGUGACGUCGCACAUCAAGCAGUGGCAGAAGGAGAAUUACAACAAGCUGACGCUGCCGCGCGGAUACCAGACGAAGCAGGCCAAGGAGUCCGACGACAACUUCCGGCGGGCGCAGAAGCCGUGGGCGAAGCUGUACGAGAAGGUGAACAAAGCGAAGGCAGACUACCACAAGGCCUGUCGCAACGAGCGAUCGGCCAUCCACCAGGAGCAGAACUCGCGCAACGACUCGGGCAAGAGCGAGGACGAUAAACACAAAGCCAAGGAGCGGGUGGAGAAGUGUCGGGACGAGCGAGAGAAGACUAAAGAUCGUUACGAGCAGGUGCUGAACGAAAUCAACAACUACAACUCCAAGUACAUGGACGACAUGAGAGAGGUAUUCGAAACAUGCCAGGAAAUGGAGAAAAAACGACUGGAAUUCUUCAAAGAAGCACUGUUUGGUGUUCACAGCUCCCUCGACCUACCAGAGAACCCAAAGCUCAAGCAGAUAUAUGCCAACAUGAACGAGUGCAUCGCCAGUGCGGACAGCAGGCAGGACCUGAAGUAUUGGUCAGACGGUCACGGUGUCAGCAUGCCGAUGCACUGGCCCCAGUUUGAGGAGUACAGCGAGGACCUGCACAGCAUCGUCAGCGGGACGGCCGAGCAGAUGACGGUGAUGCGCAAGGGCGCCGUGGCAACCGCAAACACCAUCAAACUCACCAACAUUAACAUGAGGCGCUACGAGGAUGAAUUCAAAGACUACAAUCCAGACGGCAAUGUGCUGUCGAAGAAGGAGAAGAGGGCAGUGGCGUCCUCUGGUGGCGACGGAGUGAUGCUGACAAGCGUGCGCUCGGACAAGAGCCAGCAUGCGGUGGUGCACUCGCGCAGCUCUACCUCGAGUGCCAGUGCUGGCUCAGCGUCAUCGCCACCGCUCACGAACGGCAGCGGUAACGAGCCGAGCGCGUUCGCGCAGGACGACGACUGGACGGACGACGCAAUGCUGGACGACGGCCGAGAGGGCACGCCCGUCAGAGCCCUCUAUGACUACGAUGGAGCCGAGGAUGACGAAUUGACCUUCAAACAGGGAGACGUGUUUGAAAAGCUUGAGGAUGAAGAUGAACAAGGCUGGUGCAAGGGCAGACUGAACGGACGUGUGGGAUUGUACCCAGCCAACUACGUGCAACCUGUUUAGCCGAGUAGGUUGACCUGCAAUAAGUGAGACUGCUUGCUUCUGUGAAGUGGCCACUGCACGCAGCGUUUUGUAGCGUGCCGGACAUUCAUUCAAUCUUUCACCUCCGACCUCUCAACUUUGCCCUCUAGCCCCAAGCACCGAAUCGUCACGGAGAUGGGAUUUCGGUAUCACCGGCGACGGAAUCGAUUCGGUCUAGGUCGUCGAUUAAUUGCAUGACUCGCUCACAGAGGGCGCUCUGUCGUGCCACACCGAUGGCAGGUUGAGAUUACGUAGCUCGCGGUGCUUUUCGAAAUGUGUGCAGGUUUCGACAACACCGUCACUAAUGGAGUGAUGUCAUGCACGGUGUCCGCAUUGAGUCCAAGUAGAGGUGAACACCUUUCCAAGGGGUAGGCAUCCCGCGUUGAUGACGGGAAUGCGCUUGUGCCCGUUUUCUGGUCUCUGCUGCCGGUCCCAUAGCCUCAUUAGCUAAAUAUUGACGUACAUCGUGAAUACAGGAAAUAAGAGUACCUGACAUGUAACUGUUGUGUAGAUAUUCGAGAUGUAAUCGAUCAACGAAUUGUUUAUGUUUGUUGUUGAGAAGUGCUGGUACUGCCUGAUAGUGGUUGUUAUAUAGUGUGGCCUGUGCGAUGUGUGUAUAUUUAUAUAUAUAACCAUCUCAAAUAUACCCAGUGUGAGUGAGUAUCCGAGCCUUGUUAGAAAUAACGGGUAGUUUUAGGUGGCAGCUAUCGGUGUAGGCGCACACGGUCAUGUCGUAUCACUUGCGCUAUGAAGUAUCACGCUAUAACUGAGUAACGUUGAAUAUUGUUUCACUGAAUAGCUCCAUCACUAUCCCAUGCUCCUCUGCCUCUCUGACUAGCAGAGAUAAACGCUGUGUCGCGUUUUUAUUAUAGUGUGUGUAUGAUAAGAGAGGAAUGGAGUUGUUGCACUCCAGCACGGGAAAGAAGGAAGCAGCAGGGCUAUAGGCUGAGGCCACUGACACAGGAGUGUGUGGUCGCUAUUAGCUCAAGGGCAUUAAGGGCAUGUUUGUUGUUAGAGCAUUCCCCAAUAAUCGGGUCAUAUUUUAUAAGGUCAUGGGAAGUGUUAUCAAAGUGUCAUUUGCUGAAUAGCUAUCAACGGCAAACAGCAGUUCAAUUCACUUGAGGCACGGUUGUAUUAGCAUGGAUAUAUCUAUGCAAGGUAUGUGCUGUAUGUAUAUAUCUAUAUGAUAAGGAUCUGUAUGGAAAUGUUCAUGCUAUUAUAGCUACGUUCAGUUGUAUUAUAUAAGCCACUGUCGAGAGAAAAAUUGUUAGCCGUAUUUUAGAGUUUUGCCGCUGUUCGUUAUAGGACGAGUGUUUCUAGCUUACAAAUGGGAUAGUUCUGUAUACUACCCGCGUUAAUUCUGCAUCUAAUAGGUUCUGUCUCUAGCGGGCUAGACGAGUAAGUUCUUCGUAUUGUUAAUCAUAGGUUGUCUUCUAAAAUUGUGUAUUAAUUAGAGAGAGAGAGAUAGAGAGAUAGAGACCGACAGACAUAGGGAGGGAGGAGGAAGAGACAGAGAGAGCGAUAGAAAGAAAGAAAGGUUUGACAUUCCGGUGGUGGUUGACCGCCAUCAGUCGUCUGAUUCCUGUAGGAGGUUGUGAGAAUCAUUUGCCAAUAUUUAUUAUGUUGUAUGUUUAGUAUGAAACCGGCGUCGCGACGACGAUGACGUUGAUCAAUAUAUGCAAUAUAUGCGAUGCAGAAUUUCUAGACGCCGUAAAAGAGUGUCGAUCGUGUUGCCCGCAAGAACUAGCUGCAGUAGAUAGACAGACUACCGACGUCGUCUCUCUAUCGGGAUAUAAUUAUGUGCAACCUGUAUGUGUGUGUGUGAUCCGUUAAACAUUCCAGCGCUAGAGGUAGUGUUCUUGUCGAGAUGGUUGCUAGACUGGAACGGUUGGCCGUGAUUACUGCUGCUCACGAUAAGGGCGACGGCGUACUGUGGGUGACUGACCUACGGCGGCCAUUAUGAUAUAUGAUAGCUAACGGUACAUGUAUGCGAGUUUGAUAGAUGUACAUCGGAGUUAUUGUUGAACAAUUUAUAUAGACAUUAAUAAAACGUUGGUAUUUACUAGAUAAA
Priapulus caudatus is the source of this 3852-nucleotide messenger RNA. Its product is annotated as protein kinase C and casein kinase substrate in neurons protein 1-like. Gene Ontology annotation, molecular function: protein binding; phospholipid binding. The record is from RefSeq and is a predicted model, not a curated record. Gene Ontology annotation, biological process: cytoskeleton organization; plasma membrane tubulation; regulation of endocytosis. Bases 282 to 1763 code for a protein of 493 amino acids. Lineage: Eukaryota; Metazoa; Priapulida; Priapulimorpha; Priapulimorphida; Priapulidae. The transcript is spliced from 12 exons. Gene Ontology annotation, cellular component: cytoplasm; plasma membrane; endosome.